Poecilia reticulata (guppy) is the source of this 607-nucleotide messenger RNA. The record is from RefSeq and is a predicted model, not a curated record. NCBI's taxonomy places the organism in Eukaryota, Metazoa, Chordata, Actinopteri, Cyprinodontiformes, Poeciliidae.
AAUGGAAGCUAACGGUUAGCCUUUCUCCUCAGAGGUACGUUCAUCGAGUUCCGGAACGGGAUGCUGAACGUCUCUCCGAUCGGACGCAGCUGCAGCCAGGAGGAGCGCCAGGAGUUCUACGAGCUGGACCAGAGAGAAAAGAUCCGGGAGAAGUUUGUUUCUGUGCUGAAGGAGGAGUUCAGAGGGAAGGGGCUGUCGUUUUCCAUCGGAGGACAGAUCAGCUUCGACGUUUUCCCUGACGGCUGGGACAAGCGCUACUGCCUGGACAUCGUGGACAAGGACAACUACUCCACCAUCCACUUCUUUGGAGACAAAACCAAACCGGGAGGAAACGACUUUGAGAUCUACAGCGACCCGCGGACCGUUGGCCACGAGGUGUCGAGUCCCGAGGAGACGCAGCGCCUCUGCCAGGAACUCUUCUUCUCCUGAAGGGGGCGCUGCAGCCUCAACUGGACCGUCUGGACCUGGACGCCGGCUGAGAACACGCACAAGAUUUUAGCUUUUUUUUAUUUCUCUGGUCCGGUUCGGAGGUCGGGACCAGCUGGGAAACCUGGUCUGAUGUUCCUGAACUGUAAAAGCUGGAAACUCAAUAAAACGGAAAAUGAUG